Nestor notabilis (Kea) is the source of this 352-nucleotide messenger RNA. It is a transcript of the gene SNX11, whose product is annotated as sorting nexin 11. NCBI's taxonomy places the organism in Eukaryota, Metazoa, Chordata, Aves, Psittaciformes, Psittacidae. Gene Ontology annotation, molecular function: phosphatidylinositol binding. The annotation marks the transcript as partial. The transcript has 4 exons. Gene Ontology annotation, biological process: intracellular protein transport. The record is from RefSeq and is a predicted model, not a curated record.
AUGUUUCCCGCUGGGCUCUGGCUUUAGGAUGUUGGAGAACCGAGAGGAGGAGCUGACCACGGUGCGUGUCCAGGACCCCCGCGUGCAGAACGAAGGCUCCUGGAAUUCCUAUGUGGAUUAUAAGAUCUUCCUCCACACCAACAGCAAGGCCUUUACUGCCAAGACCUCGUGUGUGCGGCGCCGGUACCGUGAAUUCGUGUGGCUGAGGAGGCAGCUCCAGAAGAAUGCUGGCUUGGUGCCUGUCCCAGAGCUGCCCGGGAAAUCCAGCUUCUUUGUGGGCAGCACGGAUGAGUUCAUCGAGAAGCGGAGACAGGGGCUGCAGCAGUUCCUGGAGAAGUGAGUGGAGCAUUAG